AUGCUCCGUGGAGGCAAUAAGGCCUCAGAAAGAAGAAGACACUUGAGCGACCGCCUCAGCAGGCGACAAGACGAGGCGCUGAGCAGCAGCAUCUACCUCCUAGGAGAGAUGGGCCCCACCGCCUUCCUGCUGAGGGAGGAGGAGCCGGAAAACAAGGAUUUCCGAGUUUCUCUAGGAAAUCCUCAUGUUUGUAACUGUUCCACAUUUCUGAAAGGAGGGGAACUUUGUAAGCAUAUAUGCUGGGUCUUGUUGAAAAAAUUCAAGCUUCCAAGGAAUCAUGAAUCUGCUUUGCAGUUAGGUCUUGUGGAAGGAGAAAUCAGCGACUUGCUUCGGGGCAUACAUCGAGUUCAAACUCCCCAACAAGGAAUGAACAAUGAAAGUGCACAGAUUGAAGAAGAUGGUUACAUUAAACAGAAGGAAAUUGGUUCUGACGAUAUCUGCUCUAUUUGUCAAGAAGUACUUUUAGAGAAAAAGCUCCCUGUCACCUUUUGCAGGUUUGGCUGUGGCAAUAGUAUUCAUAUAAAAUGCAUGAAGAUCUUAGCUAAUUAUCAGGAUAUGAUAUCAAACACUUCCAUGUUGAAAUGUCCUCUGUGUAGGAAAGAGUUUGCUCCAUUAAAACUUAUUUUAGAGGAAUUCAAAAACUCUAGCAAACUUGUGACUGCAGCUGAGAAAGAACGACUAGAUAAACACCUUGGAAUUCCCUGCAAUAACUGUGAACAAUUUCCUAUUGAGGGAAAGUGUUAUAAGUGUACCAGAUGUGUAGAAUAUCACUUAUGCCAGGAAUGUUUUGACAGCUGCUGCCAUCCUCCUCACUCAUUUACAUUUCGUGAGAAGAGAAAUCAAAGAUGGAGAUCACUAGAAAAAAGAUCAGAUGAAACUGUAAAAUAUACAGAUAUUAAAAAUGAGAUAGAAGAAAAGAUGCCACACUUUCAAGAAAAGCAAGGCCAACUUUACACACCAAAACAUGUGGUAAAGUCACUGCCUCUCUUACUGAUCACAAAGAGUAGUAAGCUGCUUGCUCCAGGCUACCAGUGUCGACUUUGUUUGAAGGCAUUUUGUCUUGGUCAACAUACAAGAUUGCUACCAUGUACUCACAAGUUUCAUAGGAAAUGUAUUGACAGUUGGUUAUUCCACAAGUGCAAUUCAUGCCCUAUUGACGGACAAGUUAUAUAUAACCCUUUAACCUGGAGUGAUACAGCAGUGAAUGGACAUGCACAUCAGUCUGUUCCAAACACAGGCAUCACUCAUCUGUCAAAACAGGAAGAACCAGAACUUUUUAUCCCUGGCACUGGAUUAAUCUUAAAACAAAAUAGACUUGGAAUUUUACCUAACAUACCUCAACAUAAUUCUGAAAAGUUGAAUACACCUCAAAGUCCAACAAAUACUUAUCAGAGUAUAACAAUAAAUGAUCUAUACUCUAUCAAAUUAGAUGAUUCAAAUUCAAGAAAAUCAAUCUAUGAAUAUAAAGUUAGCCAACAUUUCCCCAGCUAUCUCCAAGAUUUACCCACUGGAUCCUCUGGGAAAAUAUACUCUCAAACAUUUUUUCCUGCUAUUGGUCACAAGAAUAUUGUAUGUCCGACUAGAAUGGAAAAUUCAGGUAUCAGUAAAAAACACCACACUGAUGAAAGCCAGAAGAUCAACAAAGACUGUAAAUGUACUAACGACAAGUCAAAGAAGACUCUUGGUACUCAAAUAAGAGAGGACAACAGGAGAUCAAAUACUUUACUUCCAGAAGAUUUAAAUCUUACUGUCAAUCAGGGUACAACUAAACUUAGUUCAACUAAAAGGCAUAAUAAUUACACAGGGAAAAUUAGACCAAAAUGUGGUCAUUUAUUCAGAAGGCCUAUAUCUCACUCUUCAAAUACAAAAAGUACUGAGCUAUCUUUAAUAUUGGAAGGAGUUCAGUUAUGA
Molecule: messenger RNA, 1911 nt
Organism: Camelus dromedarius (Arabian camel)
Lineage: Eukaryota; Metazoa; Chordata; Mammalia; Artiodactyla; Camelidae
Gene: ZSWIM2
Product: zinc finger SWIM-type containing 2
Exons: 9
Coding region: 1-1911 (636 amino acids)
Molecular function (GO): ubiquitin protein ligase activity; zinc ion binding
Source: RefSeq, a predicted model, not a curated record